AUGAGAGACGACGACUUUGAACUCGCUAUUAAGGUUGUCAUUGUGGGCAAUGGUGUGGUCGGCAAGAGUUCAAUGAUACAGCGGUUCUGUAGAGGAUUGUUCACUAAUGAGUACAAGAAGACACUUGGCGUGGAUUUUAUGGAAAGAAAAAUCCGCGUCAAAUCGGAUAAUAUAAGACUAAUGCUUUGGGACACAGCGGGACAAGAAGAGUUUGAUGCCAUAACUAAAGCCUAUUAUCGAGGUGCCAAUGCCUGCGUUAUAGUCUUUUCGACAACAGAUCGCCAAUCGUUUCUGAGUAUUGAAAAAUGGAAAAAGAAAGUCGAGUACGAAUGCGGUGACAUACCGAUGGCCAUUGUCCACAAUAAGAUCGAUUUGUCCCAUCAGAGUGUUGUCACCCGCGAGGAAGCCGAGUCGUUGGCCAAACGAUAUCAUUGUAAACUAUUCAGGACUUCCGUCAAAGACAAUAUUAAUGUUGAAAAUGUAUUUCAUUUCCUCGCCGAGUCUUAUAUGGAAUCAAUCAACGAUGACAACAACAGUGUCGAUGAAGAACCAGUUUUCAAGUCAUUAAACAAUACAUCCUAUUAUUCGACGCCUGUAUUGUCGUCGCCGCCAAACAACAUAAUGCCAACACUUCGCGCAAAUACAUCAUCGUUUGGCACAAAUUCACUAUAUCACCAGCGAUCGGGACACCACUACAUGACUAACUAUCGGCAACAACCACAACACCAGCAAAGACAACAACAAAACAACUAUAAAAUGGGUUACAAUUACUUUAAUAAUACUUCAACCGUCGGCCGUGGUAUUGUUGGUGUACCGUCGCAACUAUCGUUGAGCAGUAAUGCCAUACUAAGUCAUUAUCGAUAUAAAGGCAAAUACGGUGGCGGCGGCGGUAUAGGCGGACUACCGGUGCGACCAUUACCGACACAAAGAUACAGCAAUAUUAUCAACAAUAAACACCACAACAAUAACAACAAUAACAGCUCAUCCAUUGUCCUACACCACAGACCUCAAUCACAGUACGAACAACUGUUGGCCAAACACUCGCUUCAUAACAAUUAUAUCUACGGCAGCGGUGGUCGACCCUAUCAGACAACGACCAACACAUCAUCAAACAAUUCAUUUCUCAAGACGUGUCGUAUAUUUUAG
Molecule: messenger RNA, 1146 nt
Organism: Oppia nitens
Lineage: Eukaryota; Metazoa; Arthropoda; Arachnida; Sarcoptiformes; Oppiidae
Gene: Rab23
Product: ras-related protein Rab-23-like
Exons: 7
Coding region: 1-1146 (381 amino acids)
Molecular function (GO): GTP binding; GTPase activity
Source: RefSeq, a predicted model, not a curated record